Molecule: messenger RNA, 2028 nt
Organism: Ochotona princeps (American pika)
Lineage: Eukaryota; Metazoa; Chordata; Mammalia; Lagomorpha; Ochotonidae
Gene: TGFA
Product: transforming growth factor alpha
Exons: 6
Coding region: 262-744 (160 amino acids)
Biological process (GO): positive regulation of cell population proliferation; positive regulation of mitotic nuclear division; epidermal growth factor receptor signaling pathway
Source: RefSeq, a predicted model, not a curated record
GGGCAGCCGGGUCCCGGUCGCCCAGUGGCAGAGAGGUGGCGGUAACCGCCUUCCUAUUUCCGCCCGGCCGGCAGCGCUGCGGGGUGCGAGCGCGCGAGAGGCGCUGGGUGCUCGCUCCGCCCGCCCGCGCCGGGGGCUGGCCCUGCCUUGCCAGCGCCUUUUUCCCCCCGCACCGCGGCGCCGCUCCGCCACUUGGGCACCGCCGGGAGGGCAGGAGGCUGGAGCGCCUGCUGCCCGCCCGUCCGCCCGCCUGCCCGUAAGAUGGUCACCUCGGCUGGACAGCUCACCCUCUUCGUGCUGGGUAUUGUCCUGGCUGUGUGCCAAGCCCUGGAGAACAGCACGUCGCCCCUGAGCGCAGACCCGCCCGUGGCUGCAGCAGUGGUGUCCCACUUCAACGACUGUCCAGACACACACACUCAGUUCUGCUUCCAUGGAACCUGCAGGUUUUUGGUGCAGGAAGACAAACCAGCAUGCGUCUGCCACUCAGGCUACGUGGGUGCCCGCUGUGAGCAUGCAGACCUGCUGGCCGUGGUGGCCGCCAGCCAGAAGAAGCAGGCCAUCACCGCCCUGGUGGUGGUCUCCAUCGUGGCCCUGGCUGUCCUCAUCAUCACAUGCGUGCUGAUACACUGCUGCCAGGUCCGAAAACACUGCGAGUGGUGCCGGGCCCUCGUGUGCCGGCAUGAGAAGCCCAGUGCACUCCUGAAGGGAAGGACUGCUUGCUGCCACUCGGAGACAGUGGUCUGAAGAACCCCAAGGAGAAGCGUGGCCAGGUGGACUGCAGCAACCUGAUGAAAGGCCUUCCUCAGGAUGGCGCUGCAAGGCAUGCUGGGACGUGCCGGCUGACCCCUCCUAUUUUGCCUGCUGUCACCUGUGCAGCCUCUUUGUCCCCUUGGGGGCCUUCAAAACUCUGCCAAGGACUCUGUCUGCUUGGGGUUAUUCUCCAUGACCUGGAGAAGUCAGAGGAUCAGGAUUUCAAAGACUGGUCCAACAAGAACUGCCAAGGGGUGGACUUCCUGUUUACCUACAUCAGGUGUGUGGUCGGUCAGUGUCCAAGUCCAGGUGUGUGCGGUUACCUCCUGACGUCACAGAUUCCAGACUCGUCCCCACCAGAGAAUCCUGCCCAGCACCAAGGUACCUACCAUCACGACAAUUUCCUCUCAUCUGCUGAUUGGGACAAGGAAAGCUACUGAUUGUUACAUGGAGACAGCGAGUUUAAGAAGUGCCAUGUCCUCCAACCACAAGGCCCUCAGCCAUUCUUAGGUGUUCUAUGGAUACAAGCUGUUGAAGUCCUUCCCAAGCCAUGGCCGCCCUCAGAGAUCAUUUGUUAUUUAUUAGAUGGAGAAUGAUUUAUAUUGUCAGUCUCCUAAGUCAGUGUAAAAAGCCUAAACCCCUUCGAACGUGUACAUUCAUGACAUAUGUAUUGUCAUACAGAUCAGAAACACCAGCCUGUUUAGGAAGCAGAGGAUUUGGGGAACCCCCCUUUCCCAGAGCGUGUGACAAUGGAUCCAAAAAUUGGGUUCCUGAUAGAAGCAAAUACUGGCAUUCAGAAGCCAUGCCGUGUAAGAUACAGAGCAGGUAAUUGCCCCAGAUAACACUGUUGCAGGGAGGGGAGCCGGAGCAGCCUGCGUGCAGGGGAGCAAGCACAGGACAGACACGACGCAUAUGUCACCGUACAGCCAUGAACCAGAGACUCCCUCGGAUGCCCUGCUCAAGCCUAACAGGCAGCCCCUGGGCAUUUCAGGAUAACUCCAUGAAAGGGAGACCAGUCAUAGAAUUUCCAUUUGGUUGCUUUAUUUUUAAAAGGAGAAGUGUAACUUUCCUAUUUAUUUUAAAGCAUUGGGAGAAAUAUUUUAGUGGCUUUUUCUUUUCCAUUCAGGAUGCUGACCUUUAUUCAUGAAAAGGCUCCUGAACCAUCUCCACAUCUUGGAGUCCUGAUCACAAGGAGGUGUUCUGACCCCGGGGACCUGCUCGAGAGAGCAGGAAGCCCUUCCAAUAGACAGCAGGGAGCUCAUGCCUAGGAAUUUUUGU